UCUCGACUCCAGAAGUGCGUCAGACGGAGACAAGAGAGUGAAUCGGAUUCGUUCGUAGACAGGGUGUUUCAAGUUUGUAUUCGCUGAUAUUUGCUGAUAUUUGCUGAUACUUGCUGAUGUUUGGAUGCGCGUCGUCAUUGCCGAGUUUCUUCGACUCGACGCGUCGUGGUCCGGCAGCCCCGCUGCACCUUCUGAAGCCACAUCCAUCCACGCGGCGACUUCAUCCAACUCAUCAAGCAACGUAGACCGAGGUGUUACUUGAUUCUGGACCCCUCGCUUCCCCUCAUCGCUAAAAACAAGUGGAACCGUCGCCGCAAUGGCCACCCUGCUCUCCUUGCCGAAUGAACUCCUUCACGAAGUCUUGGAAUAUCUACAGCCCGUCACCCAACUCCCUCACCCUCUGACUACCUUCGAUCCGAACGAAUGGGACAUACGGCAUUGGGGGCGCGCGUUGGCUGCUGUGGCACGGACGUGUCGACUACUUCACGAUCUUGCUGUGCCGCUGCUAUACAGCCUCUACGAAGCUCGGUUCCAGAUCCCAAUCCAUGCCUUCGUUGACCGUAUAAGCUCAGACACCUCUCUGCACAAGGGCCUGAAGAGCAUCAUAACCCGCAAUGAAGGGCCAUAUUGUGCGAAAUACAAACCUACGCGUGAACGACGGGCCCUUUAUCAUACUUGGGCUAAGGCUCGUCACUCUCAAUUGAAACAAUACGGGAUCAGGACACGCCAUCAACUGACCACUGACGAGUGCGCCCAGCUGGAAGUCUGGAAAUUAGUUUCCCAGGCACCGAAUCUGGAGGUUUUGAGCGUCAAGAACUCUUGGUCCGGUAACUUCGUUUUCGACCUGCCACCGGUUUGGCUCCUUCCAGUUGCAAUGGCUGCGUCGCGUGUCUUCCUCGGACUGGAAAACAAGGGUUGGUUCGAACAGUUACAUACCCUGAUUGUGAACAUGAACGAGAAAUGCGGCGUGUACCUGGCUCUAUUCUUUCACCUACCACGUCUCCAAUGUCUCAGCAUUAGCAGCGUACAGUGGAUACCUAUGGAAGAUCGCACCCCCUGGCCCGAAUCAAUUCCUACGUCGAAAGUACAUACUCUGGAGUUGGAGGCCAUGGAGGUGCAUUCCAACUUCAUCGUCCGGAUGAUUGAUUGCUGCCAGGCGUUGAUCUCUUUCAAAUGCGAUCGCGCCCAUGAUGAAGAAUUCGCAGAGGACGACCUCGAGGGCUCGAGAGCAUGGUGCACAGAGAUCCUCGAUAGUCUCCAGCGACACAGUAAGACGUUGAAAGAGCUUGUCCUGGAGCCAUUCGACCGGGAUUUACGCGAAAGUUCGGAUCAUGGAUUCAUUCAUCUGGACGGCCUACGGUCGCUUGAAGCCCUCGAAUCCUUGGAAGUUCCCUCCAUGCUUCUCAUGGGCAGACCUCCAGGUACGGUGACCAACGGGGUAUGGUCACCAACAGGCCAUUGGCAAUAUCCAGCGAUCCGCGACGUCAUGCCACCGAAGCUGCAGACGCUGCUGCUCCACAUGCGCCCAGAAUACACGCCAGGCAACCAAGGUUUUGAGGAUUUCUUCAUAGGUGGCCUCCCUUUGAAGGCCAAUGAAUGCAACCCUGGAACCAGUGAUGGACUCAAGACAGUAGAAAUGGAUUACAUGCGUAUGCCUCACAACGGCCCUCUCCCUAUGGACUUUUGGCAGAUACAGCACGCUUUCAAAGAAGUUGGCUCGACUUUCCAAUACGGUGUCAUUCUGGACAUAGACGACAACUUUGAUCAGUCCAUUUCGCUGGAUGCAGAGACUAACGUCCUGGCCAAAGAAUUGAGCACUUACGGUCCCAAAGGCGUACAAAUGGCGCUUCAUUUCCAUGCAGCAGACAAGACAUUGCCUAGAAGGGUCAUGGAUGUCCUAGGUCUCAAGAAGGCGUGGCUGGAAACCAAAGAAGCUAAAGAGGUCUUGUUUGAGGAGAAGUGCGACUACGAUGCAGUCGAGACGAAGUGGGAAAGGUUGGAGGAAGCCCGUCGGCUACGAGCUGAAGCGGCUGAGAGGUAUUUGAUGGAUGAUGAUUCAGAAGAUACACCGGAUGAUGAUGACGACGAUUGGCACUGAAGGCGAACUCCACCUGGUAGUCCAUACAUCGCGACCGCUUUCGGCUAAGAUCCACAGCCGUCCACACCAUGUACGAGUACAUACUGUCGAGCUGUUGUAUCCGUACAACCUUUGUC
Molecule: messenger RNA, 2214 nt
Organism: Macroventuria anomochaeta
Lineage: Eukaryota; Fungi; Ascomycota; Dothideomycetes; Pleosporales; Didymellaceae
Exons: 2
Coding region: 317-2098 (593 amino acids)
Source: RefSeq, a predicted model, not a curated record